CCGGUCCCGGUCCCGGUCCGACCUCAGAGAGCCCGGUGGAGCUGAGCCCCCCGGGGCUGGAAGGGGAGCCCCACCAUGGCGCCUACACCACCUUCAUGAAGUCCCACCGCUGUUAUGAUCUGAUCCCCACCAGCUCCAAGCUGGUCGUCUUCGACACUUCCCUGCAGGUGAAGAAGGCUUUCUUUGCGCUGGUCACCAAUGGCGUGCGGGCUGCCCCACUGUGGGACAGCAAGAAGCAAAGCUUCGUGGGCAUGCUGACCAUCACCGACUUCAUCAACAUCUUGCACCGCUACUACAAGUCACCCAUGGUGCAGAUCUAUGAGCUGGAGGAGCACAAAAUCGAGACAUGGAGAGAGGUCUACCUACAAGACUCCUUCAAGCCGCUGGUCUGCAUUUCCCCCAACGCUAGCCUCUUUGACGCCGUCUCCUCCCUGAUCCGGAACAAGAUCCACCGUUUGCCCGUCAUUGACCCCGAUUCGGGGAACACGCUCUACAUCCUCACCCACAAACGCAUCCUCAAGUUCCUCAAACUCUUUAUAGCAGAGGUCCCAAAGCCUGAGUUCAUGGCCAAGACGCUGGAGGAGCUGCGGAUCGGCACCUACAACAACAUCGCCGUGGUGCGGACCAGCACCCCCAUCUACGUGGCGCUGGGCAUCUUCGUGCAGCAUCGCGUGUCCGCUCUGCCGGUCGUUGAUGAGUCGGGGCGGGUGGUGGAUAUCUACUCCAAAUUCGACGUUAUUAACCUGGCAGCCGAAAAGACCUACAACAACCUGGACGUGACGGUGACACGGGCGCUGCAGCAUCGCUCCCACUACUUCGAGGGCGUCCUCAAGUGUUAUAAGCACGAGACGCUGGAAACUAUCAUCAACCGCCUGGUAGAGGCCGAGGUUCACCGGCUGGUGGUGGUGGACGAGAGCGACGUGGUCAAGGGGAUUGUCUCUCUCUCAGACAUCCUGCAAGCCCUGGUCCUCCCGCAGGGCCGCUGAGGCAGUGAAGGGGGGAGGGGGGGAUUCAGCCCCUCCCGGUGCCCCCAUCCUCCUCUCCUGCCACGCCAUGCCCCCCCGGGCUGGUGGGGAUGCCCGGGGUGGGGACCCCACUCACCAGCAGCAUCCAGCAAUAAUCUCCAGCCGUGGGGUAGCCCCACACCGCCCCAGCUCUUCCUCGGGUGGGGAGAGCCCACAGCUCCCCCCGCGCUGCACCCUGCGCCCCAAGGCCGUGUUGG
This is a messenger RNA of Haliaeetus leucocephalus (bald eagle), 1222 nucleotides long. It is a transcript of the gene PRKAG1, whose product is annotated as protein kinase, AMP-activated, gamma 1 non-catalytic subunit. The record is from RefSeq and is a predicted model, not a curated record. The coding region runs from base 96 to 986 and encodes 296 amino acids. Lineage: Eukaryota; Metazoa; Chordata; Aves; Accipitriformes; Accipitridae. The transcript has 11 exons.